Brassica napus (rape) is the source of this 2204-nucleotide messenger RNA. RefSeq names its product probable flavin-containing monooxygenase 1. Gene Ontology annotation, molecular function: NADP binding; N,N-dimethylaniline monooxygenase activity; flavin adenine dinucleotide binding. Lineage: Eukaryota; Viridiplantae; Streptophyta; Magnoliopsida; Brassicales; Brassicaceae. The transcript is spliced from 5 exons. Bases 347 to 2185 code for a protein of 612 amino acids. The record is from RefSeq and is a predicted model, not a curated record.
UAAAACCUUUAAUUUUUGUCACAAUGGAAAAUGAAAAGCUACCAUCUCUUUCCCAUAAUUAAUGUUCACAAAUUAGAUUCAUAUUUUGAAGAUAUGCUGCAUCCACUGAAGUACAUAUGUCUCUACAUGAGUUGAUCUCGAGAACGAAAUUAGAACCGAACGGAGUUUUACAUCUAUUUUUAAUUUUAUAUAAUGAAGUUAGUCAAUCCAUAUAUAAAAUAUAUUUUUAACCAAAUUUACGAAGACAAAUCUAGCUAAAUAAACAAAAAGAAAUAUUCCAUUAGACUUCUUGAAAGUACUUAGAAAUUUAACGCAACAAAUACAAAACCGAAUCACUGAUCUCACAAUGCACGCUUGCAGAAAUUUCCUCAAAACAACCACCAAAUUUCUCAAAGAAAGAAAAUGCUUUAGAUCUUUCAAACCUCCCCGAAGCGAAACCAAUAUUCAAAACCACGUGCUCCCUAAUAAAAUUCAUACCCGGUCCGAGUACAUUAUACCUGACCCGACCCAAAAGGACCUUAUAUAUAUGUCCCCAUGCAAACACACAAAACAACUCAAAACACUCUUCAUCAAAACCAUUUCUCUCUCACUCUCUCUAGCCCCUCCAAUGGCUUCUAACUACGACAAACUCACUUCUUCCAGAGUAGCGAUCAUUGGUGCUGGUGUUAGCGGUUUGGCAGCCGCUAAGCACCUAGCUCAUCACAACCCGACCGUUUUCGAAGCCUCGGAUUCGGUCGGAGGUGUUUGGAAGAGCUGCUCUUACGAGACAACUAAGUUACAAUCGACACGAGUCGAUUACGAGUUCUCUGACUUUCCAUGGCCCAAUAGAGAUGAAACUACUUUCCCAUCUUACGUUGAGAUAAUAGAUUACUUGGAAGCUUAUGCCAAGCAUUUUGAUCUCCUAAAGUUCAUGAACUUUGGCUCUAAGGUCAUUGAAGUUAGGUAUACCGGUGAUGGCGAAACUCCACAGAUGGUUGACCUCGGUGCUUAUGGCAACAUGUUGCCUGGUAAACCUGUCUGGGAGGUUGCUGUUCAGAACGGAGAUGCUGGAGAUAUUCAGUGGCAUGCAUUUGAGUUCGUCGUAGUGUGCACCGGAAAAUUCGGCGACGUACCAAGAAUUCCGACGUUUCCAGCGAAUAAAGGGCCGGAGCUAUUCAAAGGAAAAGUGAUGCAUUCGAUGGAUUACUGCAAAUUAAACAAAGAAGAAGCUUCUCAUCUCCUCCGUGGCAAGAAAGUCGCCGUCAUUGGAUAUAAGAAAUCCGCCAUUGAUUUGGCUUUAGAGUCUGCUUUAGCCAAUCAUGGAGAAGGUGGACAAGCAUGCACAAUGGUGGUGAGAACAACACAUUGGGUGUUCCCACAUUACUGGAUAUGGGGUCUUCCAUUCUUCUUGUUCUACUCUACGAGAGCUUCUCAGUUCCUACAUGAUAGGCCUAACCAAAGCUUCCUUAAAACUCUCUUUUGCCUCAUAUUCUCUCUUCUGCGUGCCGUGGUUUCCAAAUUCAUCGAAUCAUAUGUUACGUGGAAGCUUCCUCUAGAGAAGUAUGGUCUUAAACCGGACCAUUCAUUUGAAGAAGACUAUGCUUCUUGUCAAAUGGCCCUCAUCCCGGAGAAUUUCUUUGAGGAAGCGGAUAAGGGUAUGAUCCGGUUUAAGAAAACAUCAAAAUGGUGCUUUUAUGAUCAAGGGAUUGAAUUUGAGGAUGGGACUACCCUAGAAGCUGAUGUUGUGAUACUGGCGACUGGUUACGAUGGCAAGAAGAAGCUCAAAGCCAUUGUUCCUGAACCCUUUCGAACUUGGCUUGAGUUUCCAUACGGUGUUAUGCCUCUAUACAGGGGAACAAUCCAUCCAUUGAUACCAAACAUGGGUUUCGUGGGAUACGUUCAAAGUAACUCAAACCUACACACAUCAGAGCUACGUUCGCUGUGGUUAAGCCGUCUAGUGGAUGGGAAAUUCAAAUUACCGAGCAAAGAGAAAAUGCUGGAACAAUUCUCCAAGGAAAUGGAAGUGAUGAGAAGAUCGAGCAGAUUCUAUAAACGUCAUUGCAUUUCUACCUUCAGCAUCCAGCAUGCAGAUGGUUUGUGUAACGACAUGGGACUCAAUCCACGGCGUAAAUCCAACUUGAUCCUCGAAGCCUUUAGUCCUUAUGGUUCUCAAGAUUAUCGACUCGAUGAAGAAGAAAGAAAGUAAUUGAAUAUAGUACUACUCA